AUGAAGCCUAGAACUUAUAUACCUACUGAAAACGACGACGAAGCCUGGAACUUAUCACUGAAAUUACGAAUUCUAGAACCUGAAAGAAAGUGGGAGUUAGUAAUGAAGAGAAAAACACAAGUAUCCAAAAAAAAAAAAUUACUGAAAAUAACGAAGCCUAGAACUUAUAUACCUACUGAAAACAACAACGAAGCCUGGAACUUAUCACCAAAAUUACAAAUUCUAGAACUUGAAAGAAAAACUUAUAUACUCACUGAAAACAACGACGAAGCCUGGAACUUAUCACCGAAAUUACAGAUCCUAGAACCUGAAAAAAAGUGA
Dentiscutata erythropus is the source of this 321-nucleotide messenger RNA. The record is from the annotation of a GenBank genome assembly. Lineage: Eukaryota; Fungi; Glomeromycota; Glomeromycetes; Diversisporales; Gigasporaceae.